ACAAAUUAACAUCAUGGGCAUCGCAACCACUCCAGAGCUCAAAAAGUAUAUGGAUAAGCAUCUUUCGCUUAAACUCAACGGUAACCGACGAGUAACCGGUAUUCUCCGUGGUUAUGAUCCCUUCAUGAACAUUGUGUUGGAUGAGGCUGUUGAGGAGAUCAGUGAGACAGAAAAAAACCAGAUUGGCAUGAUUGUAAUUCGCGGUAACAGCAUUGCUCUUUUGGAGGCGCUGGAACGCAUCUAAUCUUUCCGGAUGUUAAUUUUCUAUAAACUUGCCUGACCAUCCGUAGAUUAAUGUUCUCCUUUCAUAGUCCUUUCUUUCAUUGUGUUGUGAGCUUGUUAUUGUUGUUUUUUCCCUUCUUUUUCAUGUUGGCUAUUAUAUUGUAGUAGUCACGAAUAGCAACAAAAAUGUUUACUCUGCGCCACC
Messenger RNA from Phycomyces blakesleeanus NRRL 1555(-), 427 nucleotides. RefSeq lists its product as hypothetical. The transcript is spliced from 3 exons. Bases 14 to 244 code for a protein of 76 amino acids. Gene Ontology annotation, biological process: mRNA splicing, via spliceosome; spliceosomal snRNP assembly. The record is from RefSeq and is a predicted model, not a curated record. Gene Ontology annotation, molecular function: RNA binding. NCBI's taxonomy places the organism in Eukaryota, Fungi, Mucoromycota, Mucoromycetes, Mucorales, Phycomycetaceae. Gene Ontology annotation, cellular component: U12-type spliceosomal complex; catalytic step 2 spliceosome; SMN-Sm protein complex.